UCAGCCAGAGAGAGGGGAGGCUCGCGACCAGCUCAGCUCCGCUCCCGUCGUUAGCAGUUAACGCUCAGCUAACCGGGAAACUAACUAGUGGGAAUAAACGGAUAACUCGAGCAGCUUCCGGAGCUAACGGCUGACGGUGUGUAUCAUCAGGUUCAUUGGCUGUAAAGCGGUCCUAUGAUGGAGGAGCUUCACGACGUCCAGCUGACUGAGAUCAAACCACUCCUGACGGGACAGAAUGGGGGAAAUCUGCAGGACUUUGACUGUCAGGAGCAUGAUGUGGAGACGGCCCACGGCGUGCUACACGUUACCAUGAGGGGAGUUGCUAAGGGCAACCGACCCACGAUCCUCACCUACCAUGACAUCGGACUCAACCACAAGUCUUGUUUUAACAGCCUCUUUAACUACGAGGACAUGCAGGAAGUGACACAGCAUUUCUCCGUUCUGCAUGUUGAUGCUCCAGGACAGCAGGAGAACGCUCCUGUUUUCCCCACAGGGUACCAGUACCCGACCAUGGAUGAGUUGGCUGAGAUGCUGCCGUCUGUUCUGACACAGCUUCAGGUGAAGAGUGUGAUAGGUAUCGGCGUUGGAGCUGGAGCCUACAUCCUCACCAAACUGGCUCUGAAUGAGCCCACUCUGGUGGAGGGUUUAGUUCUCAUCAACAUUGACCCCUGUGCCAAAGGCUGGAUGGACUGGGCUGCCUCUAAGCUCAGCGGUUGGACGAGCAACCUGGUCGACAUGAUCAUGGGACACCACUUCAGCACUGUGAGGACUAACUAG
Messenger RNA from Plectropomus leopardus (leopard coralgrouper), 777 nucleotides. Lineage: Eukaryota; Metazoa; Chordata; Actinopteri; Perciformes; Serranidae. The record is from RefSeq and is a predicted model, not a curated record.